This is a messenger RNA of Closterium sp. NIES-65, 2403 nucleotides long. The record is from the annotation of a GenBank genome assembly. Lineage: Eukaryota; Viridiplantae; Streptophyta; Zygnematophyceae; Desmidiales; Closteriaceae.
AUGGAUCCUCUUCCGCAAGACCAUGGCUUUAAUCCCAAGGCUCUAGGCUCGUGGGCUCGGCGCACGGGUUUGGUCAGCGGCUUCAUGUCCCCGCGCCAGGACAGUGUCGUCGACGUCACCGAUGGCACCAAUACAGUCACACCCGCUCCAGGCGAACCCGCUUCGCCGUCCCGCGCUAGCAGCGCGGACGGCAGUAGUUUCCAAGCGAGCGGGUUUCAUGGUCAGGGGGAAGGGCACUUAGCGCAUGAGGGAUACGACGGGUACGAUAGUCACGGGGGGCACGGCGGGAAUGGGGGGCAAGUCUCCGCUCCCCAGCUUCCGCCACCGCCCGGACGAUCCGCGUUCAAGAAAGCGCCUUCAAUCCGCUACCCCGUCGCGCAGCGGGGCGAAGCGAGUAGUGACAGUAUCGGGGCCGGCAGCAUGUCACCUAAAACUCCCCAGGCGGUCGCUUCUGCGACUAUACCGGAAGCGGAGAACGAGGGGGUUUCGUCCAUUGAGGAAAGCGACGCGGGAAUGGGAAGCGCGCGACGGUCGGAAGAGGUGUCGAGCCGACAUGGGGGGAAGGUUGGCGGAGCGGUAGCAGCGGGUUGGGCAGGCGGGGCCUUUGUAGGCGCGGCGGUCGGCGGAAGGGUUGGCGGAAGCCAGGUGGCGCCGUAUCCGGAAGGGGAGGAGGGGGAAGCGGAGGGGGAGUAUGAGGGGGAAUAUCGGAUGGCGGAGGGGGAGUAUGGAUACGCGGAGGGGGAGGAUAUGGGGGGAGAUGACGAUAUGUAUAAAGAUGUGAUUGUAGACGAUAUGCCUUUAGAGGAGGGGAUGGAAGAACGGACGGGCGUGAUGAAUUAUGAGAUGAGGGAGAGACCCGAGGCCGGGUGGAUGGUGGCGUACGCGUUACAGCACAUGAUUGCGCUUAUAGCGAACGUGAUUGUGUUCCCGAUGAUACUUGUCCCCGCUAUGGGAGGCUCCGACCUCGACAAGGCGGCGGUGAUUCAAUCGGUGAUGAUGGUGACGGGCGUGGCGACCACGCUCCACGUGCUGCUGGGCACGCGUCUGCCCCUCGUGCAGGGGUCCUCUCUCGUGUACUUGGCACCGGCUAUCAUCGUCGCCAACUCGCCUCACAACCUCACCGCCGAUCCCUCACAGCGGUUCUCGUUGACAAUGCGGGAGACGAUGGGGGCAGUGAUCGUGGCGUCGCUGCUGCAAGUCGUUGCCGGCUAUUCAGGCUUCAUGUCACUUCUUAUAGAGCUCAUCAACCCGGUGGUGGUGGCACCAACCAUCAUGGCCGUGGGGCUCUCCUUCCUCUCCUAUGGCUUUCCAGUCAUCGGCCGCUGUGUGGCCAUCGGCCUGCCUGAGCUCAUCCUAAUUGUCAUCUUCGCACUGUACCUGCGCCGAGUGUCAUUCUGGGGCUCGAGGUUCUUCCAGAUCCACGCGAUCUCCCUAGGGUUGGCAAUCACGUGGCUCUAUGCCUUGGUGCUCACCCUAGCGGGCGUCUACAGCUACCCCGACUGCUCGCCCUCGGCCAUCUACCCCUCCUCCUCCCCGUGCUUCCAGAAGCAAGCCCUCAUGGCCUCCUGCCGCACCGACGCCUCCAGUGUUCUGUCGGACGCCAAGUGGGUGGCGCCCCCGUACCCGUUUCAGUACGGCAUGCCAAUCUUUCGGUGGGAGUCAAUGUGUGUGAUGCUGCUGCCUGCCCUCAUAUCAACCAUCGACUCGGUUAGCAACUACCACGCAACUUCCCUGCUGGUAGCUGUGCGGCCCCCGACAGGCGGGGUGGUGGGACGGGGGAUAGGCAUGGAGGGAAUAGCGAGCGUGCUGGCAGGGAUGUGGGGCACGGGGGGUGGCGCCACCACUCUCACUGAGAACAUUCACCUCGUUGCGGUUACCAGAAUGGGGUCGCGCGUUACGAUCAUUGUUGGGUCGGCGUUCCUCGUCUUCUUCUCGCUGUUCGGCAAGGUGGGAGCUCUGUUCGCCUCCAUGCCACCAGUCAUGAUCGGCGGGCUCCUCACCAUAAUGGCAGCCAUGGCAGCAUCGCUCGGACUCUCCUCGCUGCGCUACGCCGAGAUGGGCUCCUCGCGCAACCUCCUCAUCACGGGAUUGGCACUCUUCUUGUCUCUGUCGGUCCCGGAUUACUUCAAGACGUACACUGCAUCCAAUGGCCAUGGCCCCAUCAACACAUCUAGCUCCGGGCUCAACUUUGUGCUCAACUCGCUGCUCGCCCUCCCCAUGGCCAUCGCCUUCAUGGUUGCUUUCUUCCUCGACAACACUGUGCCUGGCACGGCCACCGAACGAGGCCUCUACGUCUGGUCCGGACGUAAGGCAGCUCGGGCCGACCCUCUCAUGCAUGAGGACUAUGACCUGCCGUUCGGCUUGAGCAGAUUCUUCUCCUGGGUCUUCUGGCUGGGCGUGUGA